This is a messenger RNA of Pantherophis guttatus, 2704 nucleotides long. RefSeq names its product exocyst complex component 3 (gene EXOC3). Lineage: Eukaryota; Metazoa; Chordata; Lepidosauria; Squamata; Colubridae. Gene Ontology annotation, molecular function: SNARE binding. Gene Ontology annotation, cellular component: exocyst. The record is from RefSeq and is a predicted model, not a curated record. Gene Ontology annotation, biological process: exocyst localization; exocytosis.
UUUUAGUAUUUUGAAGGACUGAGGCGCAAGCGCACUUCUAUUGUCUUUCAGAGGGUUCCGGGAGUUAAUAGUGAUCCGGGUGAGCCACGGCAAGACGAUCUUUCGGGGGUUGCUUUCAUUUGAUUCUCGCUGUCUUUAUUUGACAAGGGCUUUGCUGUAAGAUGGAGGAGACUGACAGGGAAGCAGUUGCAACAGCUGUACAAAGGGUAGCUGGGAUGCUUCAGCGACCAGACCAGUUAGAUAAAGUAGAACAAUAUCGAAGAAGAGAAGGCCGUAAGAAAGCUUCAGUAGAAGCGCGACUGAAGGCUGCAAUUCAGUCACAACUUGAUGGAGUUCGAACUGGUUUAAGCCAGCUGCACACUGCAUUGCAUGAUGUCAAGGACAUACAGCACUCCUUAGUUGAUGUCAAUAAAGAUUGGCGGCAGAGUAUCAACACCAUAGAAAAUCUCAAAGAUGUUAAAGAUGCUGUAGUUCAACAUAGUCAAUUGGCAGCUGCUGUAGAAAACCUCAAAAAUAUAUUCUCAGUCCCAGAGAUAGUCCAGGAGACUCAAGACUUGAUUGACCAAGGACAGUUAUUGCAAGCUCAUCGAAAAUUGAUGGAUUUGGAGUGCUCCCGAGAUGAUCUUAUGUAUGAACAAUACCGCAUGGAUAGCAAGAAUACCCAUGAUAUGAACCUAAUUGAUACUUAUUUUGGAGAUAUGCAGAAACUUUCUGAAGAACUGGCCAAGCAACUCUGGAUGGUCAUUCAAAGGUCUCUAGUCACUGUCCGUAGAGAUCCAACCUUGCUUGUUUCAGUUGUGAGAAUAAUUGAGAGAGAAGAAAAGAUAGAUCGGCGUAUGUUAGAUCGGAAAAAGCAAACUGGAUUCAUCCCCCCUGGGAGACCUAAAAAGUGGAAAGAAAAAAUGUUUGAUGUCCUGCAUCGAACUGUUAUUACCAGGAUUGAAGGCACUCAAGCAGACACUCGAGAAUCUGACAAAAUGUGGCUUGUUCGCCAUCUGGAAAUAAUUCGUAAAUACGUUCUUGAUGAUCUGUUGGUGGCUAAAAAUCUCAUGGAUCAGUGUUUUCCCCCACAUUAUGAAAUUUUCAAGAGAUUGCUAUGUAUGUAUCACCAGGCAUUGUCUUUACGCAUGCAGGACCUGGCUUCAGAAGAUUUAGAGGCAAACGAAAUUGUUAGCCUUUUGACUUGGGUUUUAAAUACAUAUAAAAGUGAAGAAAUGAUGGGAAAUUUGGAACUGGCACCAGAACUGGAAGUGAAUUUCCUGCAACCUCUUCUUUCUCAGGAUGUCGUGAAUGAACUUCUCAGCACAUAUAUGUCAACUCUUACGUCCAACAUUAUAGGCUGGUUAAGAAAAGCACUGGAGACAGAUAAAAAAGACUGGCUAAAAGAAAAUGAACCAGAAGCAGACCAGGAUGGAUAUUAUCAAACAACCCUCCCAGCUAUUGUAUUUCAGAUGUUUGAACAGAAUCUUCAGGUGGCUACUCAGAUAAGUGAAGAUUUGAAAAUAAAAGUCCUGCAUUUGUGCCUUCAGCAAAUGAGUUCCUUUCUUAACAGGUAUAAAGAGGAAGCACAUUUAUAUAAAGAAGAACAUUUAAGAAAUCGUCAGUAUCAUCCAUGCUAUGUUCAGUACAUGGUUGCCAUCAUCAACAACUGUCAGACUUUUAAGGAGUCGAUCAUCAGUUUGAAGAAGAAAUAUUUGCCCCCUAUGAUGGAAGAGAUGCUGAUAAGCAGUCAUGCAUGCAUCGAUGCUGUUUUAGAUGAUAUUGCAAAAGAAGGAUGCUCAAGCCUGCUAGAUGAAGUCUUCAUUGAUUUAGAGCCCCAUCUUAGUGAAUUGAUGACAAAAAAAUGGCUCGGUGCAUCCAAUGCUGUGGAUACAAUCUGUGUAACAGUUGAAGAUUAUUUUAAUGAUUUUGCAAGAAUAAAGAAGCCCUGUAAGAAGAAAAUGACUGUUGAGUGCCAUCGUAGAGUUGUUAUGGAAUAUAUCAAGGCUGUAAUGUUAAAGCGUAUUACUUUUAAAAAUGCAGAAGAAAGAAAAGAAGGUGCUGAAAGGAUGAACAGGGAAGCCAAACAGUUCAGGUUUCUAUUUAAAAAACUCGCAGCAGGAUCUGGAGAAGACACAGAGGGGCUUUGUGAUGUCAUUGAAGCUAUUGCAGAAGUUUUCAAGCUAACUGAUCCUUCCCUGCUUUAUUUAGAAAUCUCAACUUUAGUUAGUAAACAUCCUGAUAUCAGAGAUGACCAUAUUGCAGCUUUAUUAACAAUGAGAGGAGAUGCCAGCAGAGAGAUGAAGCAGACGAUCAUUGAAACUUUGGAUAAAGGCCCAAGCCAACCAAAUCCAAACUAUGUGCCACUUUUUAAAGAAAUUAUAGUUCCAACAUUAACUGUGCCAAAGCUUCUUAAGUAAUAACAGUAGUUCAUGUCAAAUUUACAAUGUUUUAGCUUACAAUGCAUAUAGAGAAAUAUGAAUUUCUUGCAAAGCUUUUUUAUCCUAUGUUAACGCUUGUAACAAGAUAUAAGAAUACCUAAUUCAGUCACUGAAAAAGUAUAUAAUAUGAUGUCCAAGAGUGUUUUAGAAUUGCAUCUUUACUAUUAUUAGUGAAUCCCCCCUCACUUGCAUUUUUGUGUGUAUUUCAGGAAAAAUAAAGAGAGUCAACUUAAAGAUACUUGUGUUAGGUAUUUGCUUAAUAAAUGAAUAGCACUGGUGUUGCA